AAUGCUGGGCUUUAGGUUCUGGGUCACGUAGCCAUUUCCUGUCCUUGGAAGGCCCCCCUUAAGAGGAGAAGCUCCUUAGCAAGAGUUUGAUGUGCUGGACACUCUCGAGAUGGGGUGUCUUGCGCCCCCUGUUGGUAAACACCCCGGGAUCAUCUUCAGCAAAAGUGAACACAUCAUGCUGGAAUAAUGGAAGAAACGUUCCGAUUUCCACUUGGAGAGUGUAUGAAAGUCCAUUCAGAACACAGGAGUGGAUCCAGGCCCAAGCCCACACUGGACUUGUGUAAUUACUCCACGCCUCCAGGAUGACGAUCCAGUUCCGUUCACUCUUCCCCCUGGCCCUGCCUGGAGUGCUGGCGCUCCUCGGCUGGUGGUGGUUUUUCGCCCGUAAAAAAGAGCCCCUCGACAGCCACGAGAGAGCAGUGGAGGCGGGCGCGGUGGUGCUGCGAGCCGGCCCUGCUACCCAGGAGGCGCUCCCCGUGGAAGACGCGCGGCCUGCAGCAGCCAGCCCACUGCCCGAGAGGGAGCUGUGCGGCGGCGGCGGCAGGCCCUCGCUGGAGCCGCCGGCCCUGCUGCGAGCACACCCGGUCUGCCGGAGGUCCGAGUCCUCGGGCAGCCUUCCCAACCCCACUGACACGAGACUACGCCCGGGAGCGCGCAAGGAGGUGGAGCUCGCCCUCGCGGGCGACGAAGCCAAGUCUGUCCCUCUGGAGUGUCCCCUGCCAGCCCCCAAGGGCCUUCCGUUCCCCCACGAGGCGGUCGAGGUGUGUAAGCGAGAGGCCGUGCUGGGCCGGCCUGCAGGCCCCGGAGAGAAGGCCCGGGAGACGGGGGGCGCUGAAGGCACCGGGGACGCGGUGCUGGGAGAGAACGUGCUGGAGGAAGGGCCGGCGGCCUGGGAGCCGGCCCCCGAGUUAGAGUUACAGAGUGGCCGGGCGGCCGGAGCGGGAGAGAAGGGCCCGGGCCGCCCGCUGGACGACGACGUGGCGGAGGUGGCGCCCGAGGAGCCGCUGGCGCCCCGAGGCCGGGCGGCCGGAGCCUGGGAUGGAGUCUUUCCCCGGGAGCAGGGCGGGGAGGAGACCUGGGACAGAAGCGAGAAGAUCGAGCAGGCUGCCUUCCAGAUCAUCUCCAAAGUGAUCCUGGAGGCCACCGAGGAGGUGCUGGCCACCACCGUGGGCAGGAUCGCGGGCCGGGUGUAUCAGGCCUCAGCCGCCCAGCCCCAAGGGCCGAAGGAGGAGAGCUGUGCCUCCGCCAGCCAGAAAGCCCCCCUGGGCCUGGAGGCCUCCGAGCCCACCGUGGCUGCCGUGGAGGCGGCCGCGGCCCUGGGGGACACGGCCCUCCCCUCUGCAGAGCCACCGAUGGCAGACCAGCCAGCACCAAAGACCUACGUGAGCUGCCUGAGCAGCCCUCUGUCCAGCCCCACCAAGGACAGAAAGCCAAAGAACUCUGCACACCACAUCUCCUUGGCCCCCUGCCCGCCACUGGCCACCCCCCUGGGCGAGUUGCUGGAUGAGGCAGGCGGCCCGGGCGAAGAGGCCACCCUUGUCCCCUGCAUGUCUGACAGCGGCCAGGCUGUCCCCUCCGGGGCCGCCUCCGGGCAGCGCUCAGAUUCUGCCAGCACCUCAGGGCUUGAAGACUGUUGUACGGAGACCUCCUCCAGCCCCAGGGGCGAGGCUGCCACCCCACCGCUGCCCGAAAGUACUGUGCCUGUCAGCAACGGGGUGCUGAAGGGGGAGCUGUCGGACUUGGGGACUGAGGACGGAUGGACCAUGGAUGUGGAAGCAGACCAUUCGGGAGGUUCAGACGGGAACAGCAUGGACUCGGUGGACAGCUGCUGUGGCCUCAGGAAGCCUGACGGUUUCCAGAAUGCCCAGGCAGGCUCCAACCCCAAGAAGGUCGACCUGAUCAUCUGGGAGAUCGAGGUGCCAAAGCACCUGGUUGGUCGGCUGAUUGGCAAGCAGGGACGCUAUGUGAGUUUUCUCAAGCAGACAUCUGGUGCCAAGAUCUACAUCUCCACCCUGCCUUACACCCAGAACAUCCAGGUCUGCCACAUCGAAGGCUCUCAGCAGCACGUGGACAAGGCACUGAGCUUGAUUGGCAAGAAGUUCAAAGAACUGAACCUCACCAACAUUUAUGCCCCCCCGCUGCCUUCGCUGGCGCUGCCUUCUCUUCCAAUGACUUCCUGGCUCAUGCUCCCGGAUGGCGUCACUGUGGAGGUAAUCGUGGUCAACCAGGUCAACGCCGGGCACCUGUUUGUGCAGCAGCACACACACCCUACCUUCCAUGCGCUGCGUAGCCUGGACCAGCAGAUGUACCUCUGCUACUCUCAGCCUGGGAUCCCCACCUUGCCUACCCCGGUGGAGAUAACGGUCAUCUGCGCUGCCCCCGGCGCGGAUGGGGCCUGGUGGCGAGCCCAGGUGGUGGCCGCCUAUGAGGACACCAACGAGGUUGAGAUUCGCUACGUCGACUACGGCGGCUACAAGAGGGUGAAAGUCGACAUGCUGCGGCAGAUCCGGUCUGACUUUGUGACCCUGCCGUUCCAGGGGGCAGAGGUGCUUCUGGACAGCGUGAUGCCUCUGUCAGACGAUGACCACUUCUCGCCUGAGGCGGACGCGGCUAUGAGCGAGAUGACGGGGAACACAGCGCUGCUGGCUCAGGUGACGAGUUACAGCCCGACCGGCCUGCCUCUGAUUCAGCUGUGGAGCGUGGUUGGAGAUGAAGUGGUGUUGAUAAACCGGUCGCUGGUGGAGCGAGGACUUGCUCAGUGGGUGGACAGCUACUACUCGAGCCUCUGACCCACCCCACACUGCCUCUGGAGUCUGUUUUGCACUGUUGAAAUUGGGCUUGGCACUCAAGGAAGAGACUUUACAGCAGAAUUACAAACAUUUGUCCUCCCCAGAGAGUCCUUUCGUCCCGUACUGUGGUCAUGUUGAGCUGUUUCCGUCUCUGAGACGAGAGAAUUGUGGUUCUUUUCAAAGCCAUCAGAUGGCGAGUAACAAGCCUGUCGGCUUAACCUGGUUCCAAGCUGUUUAUGAAACAAAAAAAAAAAUGAAAGGAAAACUGUCUCAACUAGGUUGUCCGGCCCCCCCUCCCCCAUUCCCUUCCUGCCUCCAUCCUAUUUCCUCCCAAACCCAAACCCCUGUGAGCGGACAGGCCAAGGGAUGUGUUGCUUGCUUUUGGGGAAGGGAUUCUUUUACCUUCAAGUCUUUCUUCAGGGAGCAAGACAUGAACUGACUGAUGGGCAUCAAUUGCUUGUAUAGCUUACGAAUGAAUUUAUGAUUUAACCAUUUUUUAUGAACUCCAUCUAGGUCUCUAAGAAGACAGACUUUUUAAUGCACCUGUAAAUACAAAGCAAUCGUACCUCUGGCCUCAGUCAGUGAUAGAGGAGGGGGAUCUUAUCUUGCCAAGCCUGGUUGUAAUUUGUAACCAUUUUCUAUUUGUGCAAACUCUGUAAAUAUGUUUAAAAAAUGUAAUUAUUUUGUACAAGAUACACUGGAGAACAAAGGGAACUUGCAGUUUUUCCACAUCCCAUGUCAUCUGUGGCCGCUGCUUGUCCCAGCUCCCAUCGCCUCCUGCAUAGCCGGACAGGGUGAGCGUAUGGUAUAGGGUGUGACCCGGGGAUUUUUUUUUUUCUGUACAAAUUUAUUUAAAAAAAAAAAAAAAAACUCAUUGGAUUACCUUGCAGUGGUGUGUGUUGAUUCUUUUUUAGACUGAUUUCAUGCAGCAUUGUGCAAUUUAAGUAACUUAAACACACAAACAUAUAAAUCUCAAAUUUUAUACACUGUAGCUUCUGUUUUUUUCCCAUGGUGAACACAGUUGGGGAGUCGUGGGGUGGUUGUGAGUGUGGCGGGCUCUAGGGAACCACUUAAACUAGGAGACUCAUGGCUCUUUGAAGACAAUUUAGUCAAAAAUUUCCAUCUGGCUUUUUCCUCCCCUUUGCUCCACAAGGUGGCGGCCAGCCUUCCCUUGGCUUCCUCCUGUGAUAGUCUCAGACAGCCAGGCUUGAGGAGAGAGCACUGGUUGCCCAAAUUCUUUGUGCAUUUUAAUAAACCUGUGAAGUGAUUUAAGAGCAGAACCAAGUCUUGAUCUAAAGGCCUCUCCUCUUAAAGGUCGGCUCAGGGCCGUGAGCCCCGGCCUCUGGGCCUGCCCACCCCUCCAGGGUUUCUGGAGAGCUAAGAGAGCCCCAGGGCCCUUCACACAGAAGGUCUUCUCCCCAGGGCUGCAGCCUCUCACCCUGGCUUUGGGCACCGAGUGGAUAAAAUGCAGGCUUCAGUUUCCAUGAUCAGAUAAUGGUUGUGGUACUGGUGGCAUCCGGCUCAUUGUGACCCCAUGGACUGCAGCAUACCAGGCUUCCCUGUCUUCACUCUCUUGGAGUUUGCUCAAACUUGUGUCCGUUGAGUUGGUGAUGCCAUCCAACCAUCUCAUCCUCUGUUGUCCCCUUCUCCUCCUGCCCUCAGUCUUUCCCAGCAUCAGGGUUUUUCCUGUGAGUCAGCUUUUUGCAUCAGGUGGCCAAGGUAUUGGAGCUUCAGCAUCAGUCCUUCCAAUGAAUAUUCAGGGUUGAUUUCCUUUAGGAUGGGCUGGUUCGAUCUCCUUGCCAUCCAAGGGACUCUCAAGAGUCUUCUCCAGCAGCACAGUUCAGAAACAUCAAUUCUUUGGCAGUCAGCCUUCUUUAUGGUCCAACUCUUGUGUCUGUACACAACUACUGGAAAAACCAUAGCUUUGACGAUAUGCGCAUUUGUUGGCAAAGUGAUGUCUCUGCUUUUCAUGUACUCUGUCUAGGUUUGUUAUAGCUUUUCUUCCAAGCAGCAAGCGUCUUCUAAUUUCACGGCUGCAGUCACCAUCCUCAGUGAUUUUGGAGCCCAAGAAAAAUUCUGCCACUGUUUGGUAUCAGCCUCAUAAGGCAAUGAAAUGGAAAUAUCCCUGCUGGAAUGGAGCUUGGCCCUCAGCAAGCUCAGUCUGCCAAUAGCCCUCAGUUCCAGCCGUAAGUGGGUUGUGACUUUGGUCUAGUUGGGUUAUACGCGAGGCUAAGCUUUUUCUCUACAGUUUGCAUUGCUGGAGCGGGAAGUGGUGUGAGGCAGCCUUUAGGCUGGUCUGAAGAGGGCUCUCCCUGCUGGGGGUGGAGGCAUGGCUUCUCUCUGGGAAGCAGUGCGGGGUUUGUGACAGCCGGAGCCCGUGAUUCUGUGCAGGGCAGGGGGCAGGGGAGGUGACGGAGCGGAGGCCAAACCGGAGCGGCCCAGCCAAGACAGCUUCCUCGGGGAAGGCUCUGGCGCUGAGAAGUGAUGGGAUCAGGGCCGAGGGCCCAGGCUCACGGAGGGGAGGCGGUGCCUGGUGUCUCAGGGCUGGAGUAUUGGAGAAACGUAAGUUACUGAGGAGCCUAUAUGCUUUGGAUAAACGCUGUUCAGAUUGCCAUGGGCCUUGGAUUAAUUUCCAGAGUUCUAAAAAAGUUAAUUUUGACCAUUUUGCUGGUACUCGUGUUGCCUUUACUGAGGAGUGGAUUUCCAGGUUCAUGGAGGUCCUUACUCUGCCAGGCCAGAUGGCGUCCCUCUGGUUGGUGGUGUGUGCUUGGAAUUACCCGGGGCCAGCUUAAGUGUAAACUUGAACUCUUAAAUGGGAGAAGCUGGGGCUGGAGAGGACAGGGAUGAUCUCCCCAGGUGUGGGGGAGAGUGGAUGGCUGAGCGCAGGAGCCGGAGAGCUAGCCUGUUCUCACUGCAGCUGCUUGUGUGGGCUGUAGCCCCUCUGGUCCUCGGGGCCUCGUAGGCUGUCGGUGUCAGAGUUCUGGGGUUACUGCUGCACCACUGUAGGCUUCAGGUCAGGGUUGAGCUGGAGUUACGGAGAACUUACUGUCAGAUGCUGUGCUGCUUUACAGUAAUCCUUGGUCCUCAAAAGGCUCACUGGUAAAAAAUCUACCUGCCAAUGCAGGAGACCCAGGUUCCAUCCCUGUCUUGGAAAGAUUCCCUGGAGAGAAAAAAUGGCAACCCACUCCAGUGUUCUUACCUGGAGAAUCCCAUGGACAGAGGAGCCUGGUGGGCUACAGUCCACGGGGUCACAAAAAAGCUGGACAUGACUUUGCGACUAAACAACACUUGGUCCUCUUGACAACCUGUGGGGUGAGCCAGGGCCUGACCACAGAGAUAGACAGUGGGGACUGCGCUUUGCAGGUGGAGCAGAUUGAGGCUGAAAGCCAGGUUCUCAACCCCAACUCCUCUAUGGCAGUGUGAGAAGGAUCAUUCGUCCUCCUGUGUCCCCAGACACCACAGUGGCUCACUGACCUGCCUCUAGGAGAGUCAGAACUGAGAAUUGGAAAAACACAGAUGGGAGAGAUACAUCACUUUACCGCUUAGAAAAAUUAAAAUUUAUGUAAACAAACCCAGGAGAAACUCGUGGCACCUAGGCCAGACAGGAAACAUUUAAAAUCUGAUCUAAAAGGAAAACAGUCUCCGUGGGCGUCAAAGAAUGUGGACAGAAAAUUGAAAACCCAGACCCAUCUCUAGACCGGCUCUGUCCAGCGACAUGGAGUGUGAGACAUUUUAGUAUAGUUUGACAUUUUCUAGGGGUCUCAGUUAAAAGGAAAGAGCAGAUGAAAUUAAUAAGUUUAUUUAACCUAUUGCCACGUGUAAUGGGUGUUAGAAAUGCUGAGGUAUUUAGAUGUUUUUGUAUUAGGUCUUUGGGAUCCCAUGUGUGUGUGCACUCACAGCACCUCAGGUGCUCCGCAGUCAAGGGGGGCUGGCGGCUGCUGGUCUGGGCAGCUCAGGGCUGGACUGUUGCCUUCAUCACUAUCACUCCAGUAACGACAGCCUCAUGUGUAAACUCUUACUCAGAAAUUCUGGGUUCUUUGGUGCAUUUAUUUCUCCAGAUGAACUAGAAUGAUUUUUUGGGGGGGGAGGGGAUUGUGGAAAAUGUUCUGCCACACCUGAAAAUAAUGCAUUAUUGUUGAUUUGGUUUAAAAUUUUAUGUAAUUAUUAAAUUCAGCUUGUAAAUUAAAUCUGUUUUCCUUUUUUGCUGUCUGCCUCCACCCCCUCCCCCAGUUUUUUUCUUUUUUGCCUGUACUACCCAUUUCUAAGAGAAUUACAUUAAAGGAUUUUUGUAUGUA
Molecule: messenger RNA, 7084 nt
Organism: Dama dama (fallow deer)
Lineage: Eukaryota; Metazoa; Chordata; Mammalia; Artiodactyla; Cervidae
Gene: AKAP1
Product: A-kinase anchoring protein 1
Exons: 11
Coding region: 303-2789 (828 amino acids)
Molecular function (GO): RNA binding
Source: RefSeq, a predicted model, not a curated record